AAAGCCAAUUAGCGCAAUUGCAAGUAGAGAAAAAAAUGAUCCCAGAGGUGGUUCUGAGCUCUGGACAUAAGAUGCCAUCGGUAGGCAUGGGUGCGGGAGCCCACCCUCUGGUACCUCUCCCACCCCCUGACGCUCUCGUCUCAAUAUUUGUCGAUGCCAUCGAAGCUGGUUACAGCCAUUUCGACACUGCUUCCAUCUAUCAGACUGAAGAGCCCCUCGGCCGAGCGAUAGCCCAAGCACUCGAGCAAGGUCUGAUCAAGAGUCGUGAUGACCUUUUCAUCACAUCCAAGUUAUGGUGCACAGAUGCCGACCCUGAUCUCGUCCUACCGGCGCUCAAGAGGACACUUAAGAAACUUGGGCUAGAGUACCUUGAUCUCUACCUCAUACAUUGGCCUGUAAGGUUGAAACAAGGAGCUUCAGUAGUCCCUUUCCCAAAGGAAGAUAUCCUUCCCUUUGAUAUGAAGAGGACGUGGGAAGCCAUGGAAGAGUGUUGCAGGCUGGGCCUAGCCAAGUCUAUUGGUGUCAGCAACUUCUCUCGCAAGAAACUCUCUCAACUCCUGGAUCAUGCCACCAUUCCUCCUGCCGUCAAUCAGGUUGAAAUGAAUCCUGCAUGGCAACAGAAGGAGCUGAGGGAAUUCUGCAAGGAGAAUGGGAUUCAUGUCUGCGCCUGGUCACCUUUGGCAAAAAAUGGAGCUCCAGGGGGUUCCCUUGCGGUCAUGAAAAGUCCGAUUCUCAAAGAUAUUGCCAUGGCCAAGCGAAAGAGCAUAGCACAGAUUUCAAUGAGAUGGAUAUAUCAGCAAGAGGUGACUCCAAUAGUCAAGACCUACAACAAGGAAAGGAUGAAAGAAAACCUCCAAAUCUUCGACUGGGAAUUGAGCGAUGAAGAAUUGGAUAAGAUAAGCAGGAUUCCUCAGCAAAGUGGAUCAUCAGGAAAAAUGUUUGUUUCACCAAACGGACCUUAUAAGACAAUAGAAGAAGUUUGGGAUUGAUGACUGUAUCUAAUAUAAGGUCAUCUUUCAAGUAUUAAUGCUUGUUGAAUUAUGUUGUAUCAAUGGUUCUCCCUUUUAAUUUCUAUGCACCUUAGUUUACUUUGUUAA
This is a messenger RNA of Nelumbo nucifera (sacred lotus), 1097 nucleotides long. RefSeq names its product rhazimal reductase 1-like. Gene Ontology annotation, molecular function: oxidoreductase activity, acting on the CH-OH group of donors, NAD or NADP as acceptor. NCBI's taxonomy places the organism in Eukaryota, Viridiplantae, Streptophyta, Magnoliopsida, Proteales, Nelumbonaceae. The record is from RefSeq and is a predicted model, not a curated record.